AUGUCCUUGUCAGCAGAUAUAUGCAGAGUCUGCCGGUCUGAAGGAACUCCUGAGAAACCUCUCUAUCAUCCAUGUGUGUGUACUGGCAGUAUUAAAUUUAUUCAUCAGGAAUGCUUAGUUCAGUGGCUUAAACACAGCAGAAAAGAAUACUGUGAAUUAUGUAAGCACAGAUUUGCUUUCACACCAAUUUAUUCCCCAGAUAUGCCUUCACGGCUUCCAAUCCAAGACAUCUUUGCUGGACUGGUUACGAGUAUUGGCACAGCAAUACGAUACUGGUUUCACUAUACACUUGUGGCCUUUGCAUGGUUGGGAGUAGUACCUCUUACUGCAUGUCGUAUCUACAAGUGCUUGUUUACUGGCUCUGUGAGCUCACUACUGACACUGCCAUUAGAUAUUCUGUCAACGGAGAACUUACUGGCUGACUGUUUGCAGGGCUGUUUUGUGGUAACGUGCACUCUGUGUGCAUUUAUCAGCCUUGUUUGGUUACGUGAACAGAUCAUCGUCCACGGAGGAGCACCACAGUGGUUGGAACAAAAUCAACAGCAGCCACUAAAUGGUGUUGGUCAACAAAAUGAGGCUGUUGUAAAUGGAGGUGUUGAAAAUGCUGUGCUUGAUCAACCUGCUAACCCAGCUGCUGAGAAUGUAGUUGUAGGUGAGAACCCUGAAAUUCAAGAAGAACAAGUAGAUGAGGAGGAAGAGGAUAAUGAAGAUGAAGAAGAUGCUGUAGUAGAAGAUGCAGCAGAUGCAAACAAUGGAGCACAAGAUGAUAUGAACUGGAAUGCUUUGGAAUGGGAUCGAGCAGCAGAAGAACUUACUUGGGAGCGAAUGCUUGGACUUGAUGGAUCUCUGGUUUUUUUAGAACACGUCUUUUGGGUGGUGUCUUUAAAUACGUUGUUCAUACUUGUCUUUGCAUUUUGUCCAUACCACAUUGGUCACUUCUCCAUUGUUGGCCUGGGCUUUGAGGAAUAUGUUCAAGCAUCUCACUUUGAAGGCUUGAUAACAACUAUAGUUGGAUAUGUCCUGCUAGCAGUGACUCUAAUUGUUUGUCAUGGUUUGGCAGCACUUGUGAAGUUCCAGCGAUCACGUCGUUUAUUAGGAGUGUGCUAUAUUGUUGUCAAGGUUUCCUUGUUAGUGGUGGUUGAAAUCGGUGUGUUUCCUCUCAUCUGUGGCUGGUGGCUGGAUAUAUGCUCCUUGGAGAUGUUCGAUGCCACUUUGAAAGACAGAGAAUUGAGCUUUCAGUCUGCUCCAGGUACCACAAUGUUCCUGCACUGGUUAGUUGGAAUGGUUUACGUCUUCUAUUUUGCAUCCUUCAUUCUUUUACUGAGAGAGGUAUUGAGACCUGGUGUCUUAUGGUUUCUCAGGAAUCUGAAUGAUCCAGACUUUAAUCCUGUGCAGGAAAUGAUUCACUUGCCCAUCUAUAGACAUCUCAGGAGGUUUAUCAUGUCAGUGAUUGUCUUUGGAUCAAUUGUACUGCUCAUGCUCUGGCUUCCUAUACGCAUCAUUAAGUAUCUCUUGCCUAACUUUCUUCCAUAUAAUGUUAUGCUCUACAGUGAUGCUCCAGUAAGUGAACUUUCCCUAGAGCUCCUCUUGCUUCAGGUGGUGCUUCCAGCUUUGCUAGAGCAAGGACAUACAAGACAGUGGUUGAAAGGUCUUGUACGAGCAUGGACUGUUACUGCUGGAUACUUGCUGGAUCUUCAUUCUUACCUACUUGGUGACCAGGAAGAGAAUGAAAACAAUGCAAAUCAGCAGCCUAACAACCAGCAUGCUCGCAACAACAAUGCCAUUCCAGUUGUGGGAGAAGGUCUUCAUGCAGCCCAUCAAGCCAUACUUCAACAAGGAGGACCUGUGGGUUUCCAGCCUUAUCGUAGGCCUUUAAAAUUCCCGCUCAGGAUAUUUCUUUUGAUUGUGUUCAUGUGCAUAACAUUACUGAUUGCUAGUCUUAUCUGCCUUACCUUACCAGUGUUUGCUGGCCGAUGGCUAAUGUCCUUUUGGACGGGGACUGCCAAAAUCCAUGAGCUGUACACAGCUGCUUGUGGUCUUUACGUCUGUUGGCUAACUAUCCGAGCAGUGACAGUGCUGGUUGCCUGGAUGCCACAGGGUCGUAGAGUGAUUUUUCAGAAGGUCAAAGAAUGGUCUCUUAUGAUAAUGAAGACAUUAAUAGUGGCUAUACUGCUAGCUGGUGUGGUUCCACUUCUGCUUGGUCUCCUCUUUGAACUGGUCAUCGUUGCACCCCUGAGAGUUCCUUUGGAUCAAACACCUCUCUUCUAUCCUUGGCAGGACUGGGCUCUUGGAGUUCUGCAUGCCAAAAUAAUUGCUGCCAUAACACUGAUGGGUCCCCAGUGGUGGCUGAAAACUGUUAUUGAACAGGUAUAUGCAAAUGGGAUUCGUAACAUUGACUUGCACUUCAUCAUCCGUAAGCUGGCAGCACCCGUGAUCUCUGUUCUGCUGCUCUCCCUGUGUGUACCAUACAUCAUAGCUUCUGGUGUUGUACCUCUGCUCGGAGUUACAGCUGAAAUGCAAAACCUAGUUCAGCGACGGAUUUAUCCUUUUCUGCUUAUGGUGGUGGUUUUGAUGGGAAUUCUCUCCUUCCAAGUCCGCCAGUUCAAGCGCCUUUAUGAACAUAUUAAAAAUGAUAAGUACCUUGUUGGACAGCGACUUGUGAAUUACGAGCGGAAAUCUGGUAAACAAGGCACAUCAACAACUCCACCUCAGUCUUCACAAGAAUAGAUGGUCAUAUUAAACAUCUUGACUUUCCCUUUGCCUUUACAUGUCCUUUUUUCAUAGACUCUUCUUGUCUUUGGAUAUCUCUCCCAAUAAUACUCUCAGCAGUGUUUUGGCUUCUGUUAGUAGCAUCCAGAUAGCAGUUAAGGCUCUGUCCCUUAUCUGCUUUUUCUGAUGUUAUAAAUGCUGUCUGAGGUCUGUAUAUGUGUAAAUAGAAGUAUCCUGACACCCUAAAACCUUGGAUUAAAAAGAAUGUGCAUUGUACAUCUUAAAAAAGUAUAUUAAUUUAUUAAAUCUAGUUGUCACUUUAUUUUGGACUGCUGUUCUGUUGACAAUGUGCCACAAAGCAAUAGUGCGAAGAGGCAAGAUGUUUUUAUAAAAUUUGGAGCUUACUUUAUGGUGUUCAUAACAGUUCUUAUUGUAGUAAUAUAGUAUGAUUUUUCCAUGAGUGGAAAGGCCACACAGAGAAUAUCAAAAGUUAAUAACUGUCUUACAGUCAGCAAUGAAGUGGCUGUGGUGAGAACAUAUUGAACUAUGUAUCUUGCUGUCAAGUCUUUUUUAUUAUUUUGUAUAACACCAAAGCUGUUGUACAUUUUUCUAUUGCCUGAUUGUUUUUCAUGUGUC
Acanthisitta chloris (rifleman) is the source of this 3345-nucleotide messenger RNA. RefSeq names its product membrane-associated ring finger (C3HC4) 6, E3 ubiquitin protein ligase (gene MARCHF6). Bases 1 to 2727 code for a protein of 908 amino acids. Gene Ontology annotation, molecular function: zinc ion binding. The transcript is spliced from 26 exons. Gene Ontology annotation, cellular component: endoplasmic reticulum membrane. Lineage: Eukaryota; Metazoa; Chordata; Aves; Passeriformes; Acanthisittidae. The record is from RefSeq and is a predicted model, not a curated record.